Lacerta agilis (Sand lizard) is the source of this 1552-nucleotide messenger RNA. Its product is annotated as tubulin alpha chain. The coding region runs from base 140 to 1486 and encodes 448 amino acids. Gene Ontology annotation, biological process: mitotic cell cycle; microtubule cytoskeleton organization. Gene Ontology annotation, molecular function: structural constituent of cytoskeleton; GTP binding. NCBI's taxonomy places the organism in Eukaryota, Metazoa, Chordata, Lepidosauria, Squamata, Lacertidae. Gene Ontology annotation, cellular component: microtubule; cytoplasm. The record is from RefSeq and is a predicted model, not a curated record. The transcript is spliced from 4 exons.
GGGCGGGGCCACCUUCUAGGCCCGCCCCCUCCUUUAUAAACCCACUGCGGCAGGGCGGGCUAGAGCAGGCGUAGCUGCUUCUCACAGAGACUUCGUCGCAACGACUCAGCGUGAGCUUUGAGCCCCGCCGUUCCUCAUCAUGCGUGAGUGUAUCUCAGUCCAUGUUGGCCAGGCUGGCGUGCAGAUGGGCAACACCUGCUGGGAGCUGUAUUGCUUGGAACAUGGGAUUCAGCCAGAUGGACAGAUGCCAAGUGAGAAGACCAUUGGCGGUGGGGAUGACUCCUUCACUACCUUCUUCUGUGAAACUGGAGCUGGGAAGCAUGUGCCCCGGGCUAUCUUUGUGGACUUGGAACCCACCGUGAUUGAUGAAAUUCGUACUGGCACUUACCGCCAGCUCUUCCACCCAGAGCAGAUGAUCACUGGCAAAGAAGAUGCUGCCAACAACUAUGCCCGUGGGCACUACACCAUUGGCAAAGAGAUAAUUGACUUGGUGUUGGACAGGAUCCGGAAACUGGCUGACCAAUGCACAGGGCUCCAGGGAUUCCUCGUCUUCCACAGCUUUGGGGGAGGCACUGGCUCAGGAUUCACCUCCCUGCUGAUGGAACGGCUCUCGGUUGACUAUGGCAAGAAGUCCAAGCUAGAAUUUGCUAUUUACCCAGCUCCUCAGAUAUCAACAGCUGUGGUUGAGCCCUACAACUCCAUCCUCACCACACACACCACCCUUGAGCACUCAGACUGUGCCUUCAUGGUGGACAAUGAAGCCAUCUAUGAUAUCUGCCGCAGGAACCUGGACAUCGAGCGCCCAACUUACACAAACCUCAACCGCCUUAUCAGCCAGAUUGUGUCCUCCAUCACAGCCUCGCUUCGCUUUGAUGGGGCGCUCAAUGUGGACCUGACAGAGUUCCAGACCAACCUGGUGCCCUACCCUCGCAUCCACUUCCCUCUGGCCACUUACGCCCCAGUCAUCUCUGCAGAGAAGGCCUAUCACGAGCAGCUUUCUGUAUCAGAGAUCACCAAUUCUUGCUUUGAGCCAGCUAACCAGAUGGUGAAAUGUGACCCCCGCCAUGGCAAAUACAUGGCCUGCUGCCUGUUGUAUCGAGGUGAUGUGGUGCCCAAGGAUGUCAACGCUGCUAUUGCUGCCAUAAAGACCAAGCGCAGCAUCCAGUUUGUGGACUGGUGCCCCACAGGUUUCAAGGUGGGCAUCAACUACCAGCCUCCCACUGCAGUCCCAGGCGGAGACCUAGCCAAGGUGCAGCGGGCAGUGUGCAUGCUGAGCAAUACCACCGCCAUUGCUGAGGCCUGGGCCCGCCUGGACCACAAGUUUGACCUGAUGUACGCCAAGAGGGCUUUUGUCCACUGGUACGUAGGGGAAGGCAUGGAAGAAGGGGAGUUCUCCGAGGCACGAGAAGACAUGGCUGCCCUGGAGAAGGAUUAUGAAGAAGUGGGCAUUGAUUCAUAUGAGGAUGAAGAGGAGGGAGAAGAGUAGCUCUAGAUGCUGCACAUUGUCUGAUGGAUCUUCAUUUUCAAUAAAGUAUGUUUGGUUUUAUCUGAA